Molecule: messenger RNA, 992 nt
Organism: Trichomonas vaginalis G3
Lineage: Eukaryota; Parabasalia; Trichomonadida; Trichomonadidae
Product: organellar and viral DNA polymerase type B
Exons: 1
Source: RefSeq, a predicted model, not a curated record
AUGCAACCAAUAUACUCAGACCCUCCACCAAAGAUUGAUGAGAGCGAAUUAGCAUACAAAGAAAUACAGAAUGCCUUUUACGUUGUUAAGAACAUUAAUGGUCAAAAACUUCCUGAUGAGAAAUGGUUAGACCCAAUAACUAAAGCAGGAGAAAGAUUCAUUAUGUUUAACAUUGACCAAUACAGUCCAAGAGGAAAAGAUUACUUCAACAAGAUGUUUCCAAGAGUUAUGGCAAAGUUCAUUGGACAGAUAGACCUUUUCAAACAGAAGUGGACAUUCUAUUACGACUUUGAUGAGAAGAGAAACAUUUUGCGUCAUUUGAACAUCAAUACAAUGGGAUCAUUAGUUCAUCAGUUACUUAAUGAAGCUCCAAUAGCAGAAGUACAAGAAUUAGCAUCUAAAGUCCUUGAAUCAAACUAUGACUUCUUCCUUUGUAGUAUUCCUUCGUUAAGGAAGAUCGAGAUCUUUGACUAUACAGCUUAUUCAGAUGUUGAUGCUUCUGCUUUGAGAAAAGGAACGUACACACCAUAUAAACUCACAGCUGAAGAACAAGUUAUGUUAGAUACGAUGAGAGCAGCAGGUCAAGAAAAGAUCGCACUCAAGAUCAUCAAACAAAACCAUUCAAAGAAGAGAAACAGGUCACGUAAUGGUCAGCUUUGGACAUGGACAUGCAAAUUACCUAUUAACUUAGAGAGGUAUCAGAUCUUCAACGAACUUAAUGCAGAGACAGCAAAGAAGAUGAUGAAAGAUUCAUGUUUCAUCUACGCUUGUAUUCAAGCUGGUGUUGACGAAGCAACAAUUAAUCAUAUGAGGGAAAUCAUUCGUGUCAAAGAUUUUCCAAUGUCAAAGAUUAAGGUUAUUGCCAAAGAAACAGGAAUAAGGUUCCAUGUCAUCAAAUACAACGAGAAGUAUUCAAAUCAUUCAUAUACUUAUGAACCAGAUGAAGAACCAAAGAUGACAGUAGAACUUUUAUUAAUGUAUGACCACUACAU